Molecule: messenger RNA, 704 nt
Organism: Caenorhabditis auriculariae
Lineage: Eukaryota; Metazoa; Nematoda; Chromadorea; Rhabditida; Rhabditidae
Source: the annotation of a GenBank genome assembly
AUGUAUCAAUCAAGUGCGCGAAGAGAAAAACCAAGACACCCACUCGAAGGUCCCGAAUCCGUCCCGCUAAUGCGUUCGGAAGUGCGAAGACGAGUGGCGGCGAGCAGCACACAAUGGAAAAAAGGCCGGCAGAUGUUCUCAGAUUCAGACGGUUAUCUAUCUCUUCGAGGUUAGGUCAGGCUCAAAGAACAGGAAAAGUUGAGCAAAUGAGGUCAGGUCGAGCUGAAAUAUUCGAGGAACCAGAAGCUGAUUGACUUUGGGAAUUUCAGUUGAGCUUUCAAGAUAAGCCAGUUUCAAGAAAAGGCACACUUUUUGAAAAAAUUGAUCAACUUCAGCGAGAGGUUGCAGAAGCAGAUCAUCCAGUAAGCAAGUCAAACCGAACUAUUCUCGUAGUCUCUCUCCUCUGAGCAUCAUGCCAGACCAAGUCAGGCUACAAAUCAAACAAAGAGCUGAUCAACUUUCCAGCGCCAAGUCUAGCUCAAACUGUGGUUUUUGAAGGACAAAACCUUGAUCAACUUCUACAAGAUCGUUGACUCUGUUCAACGCCAAACUGGGCUUGAACAAGAAAAUUGAUUCUCCUGAGCGUCAUGCCAUGUCAAGUCGGGCUACAACUCAAACAAGAAGACGAGGAGAAGAAGUUGAAUGCCACGGACGUCGUCACCGUCCUCCUCGUCCUCGUCGUCGAGAAAAUCACCUUCUCAUGA